GUUCCCUUGUUCACAGUUCCUCGAAACGCCGCGCACUCAGCAGAGACUCAGACCCCGUCGCCCCCAGCGGCAGUUAGCAGUAUGAAUUAUCAUGAAGGACCUCAAUAACCUGCUGCGAAGGUAGUCGCGCGCUGGGCCUCACCAAUGACAGGGCGCUCGCCGCAAGGAGGGGAGGAGCUGCGGCAGCGAUAUGAUAUGGAGGAUGCGGUUGCGGAGCGGUGUGAGCGCCAGAGUGCCGAGCUUUGUCAGGAUGAGGGCCAGGCAGACGGCGCAACGUCGAUGAUGCUGAUGCAGCCAGCGUCAACGCAGCUGGUGCAAAGGGCGCAGGCGAACGGGGUUUUGCAGUACGAUACCCGGGACACGCCGUUCCGGACCCCGGCUGCUGCAGCCCCUGGCGAAGCGCGCUCUAGAUACCCCCUUGAGCACGAGCGGCCAGGCGCAGGCGCGCAGUUGCCGUCAGCUGCCGCCAGCGGGGCGCCAACGCGGCAGGCUACUGCGGCGCCUAACCCGUUAGAUGUCAGUGACGCCUCGGGCGUUGCGGAGGGCCAGGAGGCGCAACCACCACCCACCCCGUGGCUGGGCGCCAGCGGCGGCGGGGAGGUCGCCUGCGGAGAAAGCGGCAGCGGUACGGGGCAAAUCAGCAGCAGUGGCGCCGGCACGGAAGCUGCGGCGAUGGUGCUCAAAUCUGGGCUAACACGGAGGUCUGGAUCCAAGCAGCGCUCCGCCGCAACAACUGGCGAGGAUGAGCUUGGCCCCUUGCCGUUCGACGCCAAUCGCGAGGCGCCCACGCUGCGGCUGGUGGCGGGGCGGGACGAGGUGCCGCGCGUCAACACCACCGCGGCCCUGGUGGCGCAGCACACGCCCUCGGCCGACAACGCACUGGAGGCGGAGGUGGCUGCGCUGCUGGAGGCUGCGGGGGCCGCCAAUGCUGAAGCACUGGAGGAGGCGGAGGAGAAGCUGGCGCUCAAGGCGCUGUCGCUGGAGGAGGCUCGCGAGCGGCGCGAACGGCUUGCCAAGCUGCGCAGCCUGCUGUUCUACCACGAGCUCAAGAGCCGACGGCUCAAGGCCAUCAAGAGCAAGGAGUAUCAUAGGCACCUCGCUAAGGCCGCCAAGCGCAAGGCCACCAAGCUAGCCGCCGCCGCCGCGGACGGCGCGGCCGCCGGCGACGGCGACGCCGAGGCCGCUGCCGCGCGCGCCGCCGCCAUCGAGGCCGAGUUCCAGCGCGCUAAGGAGCGCCUCACGCAGCGCCACCGCAACACCAGCCGCUGGGCGAGGCGCGCGCUCAAGCGCGGCAAGCUCGAGGUGGAUCCUGGAACCAAGGCGGCGCUGGCCGAGCAGAUCCAACUGGGCCAGCAGCUCAAGCGGAAGAUCGAGGGGCGGCGCGGCAGCGGCAGCGAGGAUGAGGGCGACAGCGACGCUAGCACCUCGGCCUCGGACGGCGAGGGCGCGGGCGCGGGUGGCAGGCCGGGCGGGCGGGCGCGAAGCGCGGCUCUGGAGCUGCUGGCAGGUGGCGGCGCGGUGGGUGCCGACGGCGAGGAGGCGCCGAAGAAGGGCCUUCUGGCACUGCCCUUCAUGAAGCGUGCCCUGGAGCGGCGGCGGCUGGCGGCGGCGGCGGAGGCCGAGGAACUGCUGCGCGAGCUGGACGAGCAGGCGGCGGCGGGCGGCGGCGGGGCAAUCGGCGGCGGCGGCGGCUUUGGCGACGACGGCGAGGACGACGGGGAUGGCGGGAUGACCGGUGCCGGCGGUGAUGCGCUAGAGCGGCUGGUGGGCUAUGGCGUUCCGGCGGCGGCGGCCAACGGCACCGCUGGGCGGCGGCGGUUCGGCGGCGGCGCCGCCGCCGCAGCGGCAGCGACCGAAGAGGCUGACGACGGCAACGAAGACCUUGGAUCUGACCUGGAUUCUGAUGACGCGGAGGACGCGGAGGCGAAGGCGGAGCGGCUGGGCCGCAAGACGAAGGAGGCGGCGGCAGUGGACGCAGCCAGCAGGAAGCAGCAGCAGCGGCAGGCGGCUGCUGCUGCCAAGAAAGCCAAGCGCGGCGCCGCCGCGCCGCCGACGGCGGCCGAGCAGGCGGAUCUUGACGCCGCGCUCGCCGCUGGCGCCGCCGGGCGUGGGCUGCUAGUCUCGAGCGAGGCUGACCUGCUGCUGGUUGACGGCGGUGCUGACGCGGACGCGGACCAGGAGCGGCGGCGCAGCGGCGGCGCCGCCAGCACCCGCGGCGGCGGCGGCGGCGGCGGCGACGUGCUGGCGGAGGUGGCGGCGCAGCGUGGCAGCGUGUCGGCGGGCCGCGCCGGGCUCUUCCAAGGGAGGAAGGACGGCGCUGCGGCGGCGGCGGCGGCAGCUAACGGCAGCGGCGGCGACGGUGCCGCCGCCAAGUUUGUUGCGUCAAAGAAGUUCGUUGGAGCGCGGCCAGGCUACGCGUUCAAGAAGGGGCCGCAGGGGAUAGGAUACUAUCUAGACCCCAAGCAGCCACUGGCGGCGGCGCUGGCACAGCCGGCCGCAGCGGCAGGUGGAGCCAAGGGCGGCAAGGGCGCCGGCGCGGCAGUGGCGGCACCGGUUGCGGUGGCAGGGCAGGCGAAACCGGCCCAGCAGCAGCAACCACACGCAGGGAAAGGGAAACAGCAGCAGCAGCAGCAGCAGCAGGGGGGGAAAGCAGGGGAAAAGCAGGGCGCGGCGGCUGACACGGGCGGCACCGCCAGCGACGGCAAUGGCGAUGAUGACGAGGCGGCUCCGCUGAUGAAGGCCGCCCCCUCAAACAAAGACCUCAUUCGCCAGGCGUUCGCCGGCGAUGACGUCGCGGCUGAGUUUGCGGAGGAGAAGGCGGCGGCGGUGGCGGAGGAGCUCCCAGACAUUCAGGAGCCGUCCGCGCUGCCGGGCUGGGGCGCGUGGAGCAGCCAGCAGCGCAACCCCAAGUGGAUGCAGGCGGCCAAGGACCGCGCAGCAAAGCAGCGCGCGGACGCGGCGGCGGGGCGGCGCGAUGCGGGCAUGAAGUAUGUGGUGGUGAGCGAGAAGUGGGACAAGAAGGCCGCCAAGUACACGGCACCCGCCGCGCCCUUCCCCUUCACCUCCCCCGAGGCCUACGAGCGCAGCCUGCGGCAGCCGCUGGGUCGCGACUUCAACCCCGACCAGGCCUUCCGCGACCUUACCCGCCCCGCGGUCAUCAAGCAGGCGGGAGUCACCAUCAACCCGCUGCGCUUCAGCGAGGCCACAGCCAAGGGGCUGGGCCACAAGGGCCGCGCGGCGGAGGCGGAGCGCGAGAGCAAGAAGGUGGUCACCGUGGCAGGCGGCAUGCCGCGCGUCGGCAAGGGGCAGCUCGCCAAGUAGGGCGCGUGCUGGCAGGCGUGGUAGCUGAGGGCAGUGGCUCUUUGCAGUGCAGCAGGAUGUGGUGAUGGCGUGAUGGCGGGGUGACGGGGCGUUUGGGUUUGUCGUGGGUAUUGCCGUAUUGGUAAUGGGUGGCUGGCGCUGUCGUGGGCCAGCAGGUCGCUGCGUCAAUGCGCUUGCUUGCGCCGUGGAGCAACGGCAGCAAGUGGUCGGCGCAGAUGGAUUCCUGUAUGCGCAGUUGUCGCAAAUCUCGCGUUAAGGAUUUCGUGUCGCUGGCUGACUCUGAGAGGGAUCCGGACUCGUGGGUUGAGGCGGCAUAGGCAAACAGCUGUGUACUGGUGCGCGUAGAGAAGGUUGUGUCGACACUUGACAGAUGGGUACUCGCACACGCAGGCUCGCUCCCAAUUACCCUACAAUACGGGACGGUAUUCGGAGACAUCCAGAUUAUGGAUGCGGAUGUUACAGAGGGGACAGUCCCAGCACCCGAAGACGCCGAGCCAUCACAUACUA
Messenger RNA from Chlamydomonas reinhardtii, 3828 nucleotides. RefSeq lists its product as uncharacterized. The record is from RefSeq and is a predicted model, not a curated record. The coding region runs from base 145 to 3321 and encodes 1058 amino acids. Gene Ontology annotation, cellular component: small-subunit processome; nucleolus. Gene Ontology annotation, biological process: rRNA processing. The transcript is spliced from 12 exons. NCBI's taxonomy places the organism in Eukaryota, Viridiplantae, Chlorophyta, Chlorophyceae, Chlamydomonadales, Chlamydomonadaceae.